AUGCCGACUCUGUCGGCGCCUCUCCGCGACGCCGCCUUCCCUCAUCCCCAGUCGUCGAUGACGAACAUCUAUUCCCUCAGUCAUCUUCGUUGUUGUCUCCCUAUCACUGUGGUUCUCAGUCCGUCGAGAUUCCAGAUCCGGAGAUGCCGCUGGGAAUCGAUACUGCCCACACGCCGCCAGCGCCUCGCCCUCCAUCUCUAUUCCGGAUCCGGAGCCGCCGCCGAGACACGAUGGUGCCCACUCUCUUUCAUCUUCAACCUUGGUCACCGAAUCUCCAGAUCGGCGCCACUCUCACUUCCUCUCGAUUCCAGAUCUGCCAGCAAAGUGGGACAACACCGCAACACCAACUCGAUCUGCAUGGCCAAUCCCUGCCUGAUUUCAUCACAAUCUCAUCGUUGA
Molecule: messenger RNA, 399 nt
Organism: Linum trigynum
Lineage: Eukaryota; Viridiplantae; Streptophyta; Magnoliopsida; Malpighiales; Linaceae
Source: the annotation of a GenBank genome assembly